AUUCAGUACCAAAACUGUUCACAUACUGGUCAUCUCUUAUGCACGUUGGUCGGGACACGCAGGAUGGUCACCUGAAAAUUAAACAUGAGAUUUUUACGCCGGAAAAUAGCGAUCAUAGUUGUUUUGGCUUAUGCGAUAUUUUCGCUGUAUGCAGCGUAUAAUGUUUUUUUCAACAAGAGGGUUAUUUCUCGCGUUCAUCGCGUAGUGAAAAAGGGCUCUGCGAUAGGUAAGACAAUGAAUCAUCUCACAGAUAAUGGAAGAGCAGGAGAGGAAGAGUGGAACCCAUGGGAAGAGGAUGAGCGGGCACAUUCCUUAACUCUGCAAAAGCGGAGAGAUGCCUUCAGAUCGUAUCAAGAUCAUGCUGUGAAAAACAGGCCAAAAACAUAUAAAGUUCAGAUCUGGGGAAAAGCAGCCAUUGGACUGUAUUUGUGGGAACAUAUUUUAGAAGGGCCUCUCAACCCACCGGACAAAUCCAGCCAAUGGAGAGAAGGAGAGAUUCAGUCUGGGAAGAUCAAUUUCAGUUUCUACACAGGGCCAGCAGUGGUCCAAGGCCACGUUUCUCUCGACACAGACAGUGUGGUGUUGGUUUUGAAUGGACGUGAGCAGCAGAAAAUCUCCUACUCCAUCCAGUGGCUGCAGCACGUCCAGGGUCUGGUGCAGAUGCGCUCCGUCUCUCGGGUCGCUGUGGUUCUUUUGGGAAACGAGCAGUGCAGUAACGACUGGAUCGGUCCUUACCUUAAGAGGCACGGUGGGUUUGUGGACCUGCUUUUCCUUGUGUACGACAGUCCUUGGGUUAAUGAUAAAGACAUCUUCCAGUGGCCCCUGGGUGUUGCCACAUACAGACAUUUCCCUGUAGUCACACUUAGCGGUCAGAUGGUGAAAACUGCCAGACCUUACCUCUGCAACUUUCUCGGGACUAUGUACAAAAACUCCUCCAGGGAAACUCUCAUGGGUGUCCUAAAGCAGAAUGGCAUAGAGAAAGAUUGCCUCAUGCAUGUUAGAGAUAAGUGGCUUCCUCAAGAGACUGCAGACACCUCCAGACAGUACCAGAUGGCAUUAGCACAAAGUGACCUCACUCUUUGUCCGGUGGGAGUGAACACGGAGUGCUACCGCAUCUAUGAAGCCUGUGCUUAUGGCUCUGUGCCCGUGGUGGAGGACGUCCUGACUCCAGGGGCCUGUGCAGUUGGUAACCGGUCCCCGCUCCGACUGCUUAAAGAUGCAGGAGCACCCUUCAUCUUCCUCAAGGACUGGAGGGAGCUGCCUGCCAUCCUGGAGAGGGAGAAAGAAAUGAACCAGAAAGAAAAAACAGAGAGGAGGAUGAGACUACUGGAGUGGUACAGUGGCUUUCGUCAGCAGAUGAAAGAGAAAUUCACAGAGGUGUUGGAAGAUGUCUUUUUCAAAAUCACCUAGGAUUAAUUUGGGAAACUUAAAAGGGAUAGUUCACCCAAAAAUAAAAAUUCUGUCAUCAUUUGCUCAACCUCAUGUUGUUCCAAACCUGUAUGACUUUCUUUCUUCUGUGGUAUGUAAAAGAAGAUAUUUUAAAGAACGCUGGUAACUGUUUUAGUCAAUGGGACUAGAAACGAUUCUUCAGAAUAUCUUGUUUUGUGUUCCAUAGAAGAAAAAAAUGCAUACGUUUGGAAUGACAUGAGGGUUAUUAAAUGAAUACAAAACUUUCAAUGCAGUCUCACAUAAAGAAUAAAAAGACAGUGAACAGAUGCUAUGCAUCAGUGUCCAAUUUGUUGUCACUUAUUUUUGGCGUUGUUCAUUGAUUCGGUUUGUAUACAGUGAUUUACUUGUCGAUCUUAUACAUGUGAAAUAUAAGAUGCUACUGUAUGUUCUUGGUUUACCAUAUGCUGCUGUGCAUUAAUGCCCUCCAUGUUUACUGUAAAGUAUUAAUUUAUUAUCAUCAGUCAUGAUGUUUCAGUGAACAUAACAUUGAAUUUUUUGUUUAUAACCUAACUAGGCUACAUAGACCGAUAUUUAAUAUUGUUAACAUUUCAGUUUUGCUCACUUAAAGGUGUUUUUAGCUUUUAGCUCCGUGCAAGUUAUUAAAAGAAUUUAAGUUUA
Molecule: messenger RNA, 2067 nt
Organism: Labeo rohita (rohu)
Lineage: Eukaryota; Metazoa; Chordata; Actinopteri; Cypriniformes; Cyprinidae
Gene: rxylt1
Product: ribitol xylosyltransferase 1
Exons: 6
Coding region: 85-1410 (441 amino acids)
Biological process (GO): protein O-linked glycosylation via mannose
Cellular component (GO): Golgi apparatus
Molecular function (GO): ribitol beta-1,4-xylosyltransferase activity
Source: RefSeq, a predicted model, not a curated record